GAACUGACAUUUUCAGUUGAUGAAUGAAGGUUGUAUAGGGCAUUGUACCAUCUUAUACCAUCGGGAGAAAACACCUUUCUCAAUUUUACCAUUCGCCCGAGGCUGGUCGAGUUGAGCGCAGUGACUUUUUGCGACACCAUUUCCUUUGACAAAGCCUCGUUUCCAUCGGAAGAACAUCUCACGACGUUCACACAGCAGUGAUCCGCCAUGGAUGAUAAAUAUCCACAGCGCCUAGAGGAGUUCGAGCAAUAUGUGAUGAACCACAUCCCGAUCCGCCUCAUAAGGGUAUCGGACAUGGAGUUUGUAGGGCGUGAUGAUAUGAGGAAGCACUUGAAGCCCUCUGUCCCUAAAAGGGAUAAUGGGGGCUAUAGACCCUCCGUCCAUGUCAAAUAUGCCAUUCUAUCUCACCGAUGGCUGGCUUCGGGAGAACCAACCUACGAAGAGAUGAAGGCGGGAAAAGCAGCAGGUCCGGGAUACGAGAAGCUGACGAAAUUCUGUGAACAGGUCAGGCAGCACAAACUGGAAUUUGCAUGGUCAGAUACCUGUUGCAUCGACAAGAGCAGCAGUACCGAGCUGGACGAGUCGAUUCGCUCCAUGUUUCGUUGGUAUCGCAAUUCGCGAAUUUGCAUUGUCCAUCUAGCACAAAGCGAGACCAUCGAGGAUAUAUUACUCGAUGAAUGGACGAGGAGGGGCUGGACAUUGCAAGAACUCCUUGCACCCUUGUAUAUCAAAUUCUUCAACAAGCACUGGACGCCCAUGACAAAUGAUCCAAAUGACAAAGGCGAGGAAGAAAACACUAAAAUACUGCGGAAUCUGGAGAAGGCCACUCACAUUCCUCGUCGCGAGAUAUACUGGAAGUUCAAUCCAGGUCCGUUCAAGGUGGAUGAGCGGAUGGUGUGGGCAGCUGAACGCAGGACAACGAGGAUCGAAGAUGUGGCAUAUUCUCUGAUGGGCAUUUUCGGCGUCAGCCUGCAGAUCGCAUAUGGAGAAGGAGGAGACCGCGCAUUCUGCAGGCUCAUUGAUGCCAUCAUGCAGGCUGGUGACGCUUCUGUCCUCAACUGGAAGGGCGAGGCUGCAAGACAUCACACCUCAGAUGCUAUUCCUCGAUCGCCAAAGAGCUUCAUGGACCGUCGAGACUUGAAGUUGGCUAAUGGGCGACUGGAGAUGACUAUGACGGGCCUCGGCUUGCGAGUGCCUCUAGUUAUACUCCCUCUCAAUCUCCCCUUGGGAAUGGUUAAGGGCACAGGGAAUGCCCGCAUCACAUUCAACUGCCUGUUGUAUCCAACCAUCAAGGUUGAUAUCACUGUGGACAACUCGUCGGUCCACGGCCAGUAUCAGUAUGCACUCGGGAUCAUCAACUAUUCACUGGUUAGGGAUAGAUCACGCGAGGUGCUAGGGAUCCAGGGCAAGUCUGUCGGCUUCCCCCUCAAAUGCCGACGAGAACCUGAGAGAGAUCAGUCCGUCUCAUCAACCACUAAACCCAGAGCAACUGGGUUUGAGACUGUCUCUGACCUGGAUCAGAUAUUCGGACAGUGGAGGAAGAUACGUCAAGAGGGCUUGAUCGAGGUUAAUUUUCCAACCACACCGAAUGAUCCAAUGUUUUACAUUAGUCGUAAGUACCUAGAGAUUGUCUACUUGUAGCAACCUU
Suillus paluster is the source of this 1648-nucleotide messenger RNA. Its product is annotated as heterokaryon incompatibility protein-domain-containing protein. The record is from RefSeq and is a predicted model, not a curated record. The coding region runs from base 208 to 1641 and encodes 477 amino acids. NCBI's taxonomy places the organism in Eukaryota, Fungi, Basidiomycota, Agaricomycetes, Boletales, Suillaceae. The transcript has 3 exons.